AUGGCGUCGCCCGGACUUGAACCGGAGACCUUCAGUGUCAAAAGAAGGGAAAUAUUAAUUCCAUGCGGAGCGGAAUGUUGGGUUUUUGCUUCUAAAAUACGAACUGAUUUACUCAAUGAUUUCGCAAGUGAGAACCCAGAUGUAAUACAGUAA
Sphenostylis stenocarpa is the source of this 153-nucleotide messenger RNA. The record is from the annotation of a GenBank genome assembly. Lineage: Eukaryota; Viridiplantae; Streptophyta; Magnoliopsida; Fabales; Fabaceae.